AUGGUGUUGAAGCAUCCUGCUGUAGGUCAGCUUUUCUUCAUCAGGAACAGGGACAGGGAGCGCCUUGCAGCCAAUGAGAAUGUGAAGAUAGCCCAACACGGUGCUCGCUGCUGCCUCAGCAUACUGUGCCCUGAAGGAGAGGACAGUGGCGUAUACACUUGCUUCGCUCACAAUGACUCAGGCCAAGCCUCCUGUGAAGCUCAGCUAACAGUCGAGGAAGGUCCACUUGAUUCUCAGGAGAGAGAGGUGGAGCUGGGGAAGAGAAGGAAGUUGUUCUCGGUCUAUGAUGUCCACGAGGAAAUUGGAAGGGGGGGCAUUUGGGGUGGGAAGCGGGUCAUCCACAGAAGAACCGGUGGUGUUGCCGCCAAGUUUCUGCCUCUGCGCAGCAGCUCCCGGACCAGGGCCUUCCAGGAGAGGGAUUCUCCUUCUCGUCUCGCUCACCCCAGAGUGGCCUGCCUGCUGGUUUUCUGCACCCGACGCACCCUGGUGUUGAUUACAGAAACCUGCUGUUCUCAUGGACUCCUGGACCAUUUAUUGAUGAGAGGAUCUGUCUCAGAAAAAGAAGUCCAGUCAUACAUCCAGCAAAUUCUGGAAGGGGUUGGUCAUAUUCACGGCAUGAACAUCAUGCAUCUGGAUAUCAAACCUGAAAAUAUCUUGAUGGCGUAUCCGCCAAGAGAUGAGAUCAAGAUCUGUGAUUUUGGCUUCUGCCAGGAAAUAGACACAUCCCGACACCAGUACAGCAUGUUUGGCACACCGGAGUUUGUUGCACCUGAGAUUGUGCAUCAAGAACCCGUCACUGUGGCCACUGAUAUUUGGGCCGUCGGUGUCAUUGCAUUUCUGUGCCUGGUUUGCCGGUGCCCUUUUGUGAGCGAGACUGACCGCGCGACGUUGCUGAGCGUGGGCGAGGCGACUUUAAACUGGGACGCCCCGGACAUCGUGUGCAGGAGCCCCGAAGCGAGGAGCUUUCUCCAUACGGUCCUUCAGCCGGAUCCAGAGACUCGACCAUCUGCCCUUGAGUGCUUGAAUCACGAGUGGCUUCAGGAUGGAAAUGCAGGGGAGGACACUGAUGAAAUCAACACAAAGACUUUGAAAGUCUUCAUCUCUAAAAGGAAGUGGCAGCGUUCUUUGACAUCCAUCGGGUCGGUGCUCACACUGCGGCCCAUUCCCGAGCUGCUGGACGCUCCUCUCAGAGAGACUUCAGUUGCGGUUCCCCGCGAGCCCCAGGAGCACAGCAGCACCUCCCUGAGCAGCGGCUCCUCGUCGGAGUACGAUGAGGCAGACUCCUGGGACUUUUUCCAGCACUGCAGCCAGACUGAGGAAGAGGAGGAGGAGACGGAGGAAGAAUAUGAUCCCGAGUCUUUUGCCAAAUGCCGCCUAGGUGCAGAGGAGGAUGAGGAAGGGACUUUAGGGGAGGAUGAGGAUGGAGAGAUGGGAGGAAGGAGGAGCGUCACAGAGCGCAGCGUGAGCAGGGCGUCGAUUGCAUCAUCGACAACAACAGCAGACCAACAGACGCCUCAGAGGGAACGACGCUUCAGCAAGGACAGCAACCGAUCUUUGCAUCUCUCUGACGGGGAUGAGGGUUCAGGGAGCGAUGGAGGUCGUAUCCCCAGGGGAAGCGUCAUCCGAAGCACUUUCUACAACAACUCUCAACAGCUUUCCCCGCUGUCGGCCAGACACAUGACUUUGAGGGACAAAUUCCAGGCGAGAAAGCAGGAGAGAGGCCGCAAGCCUCUCAGGAGGAGUUUCUCCGGACGUCUCAACGAGCCUCUGAUUGAGUACGUGGAGGACGAACCGGAGAGCAACCGUGGGCAGAGGCGAGGAUCCAUCCAGCCCAGCAUGCAGAAGUCCUCCUCGUUUGACAGCGGUGUGGCCUUUGCCCAUACCAACCUACCCCCGAACAGACGGAGCAGGUCCCUGGACGAGUAUUCCCGUCGAUCUCCCAGCUCGGCUGGCCGUGAAAGAGCGCGUGAAGAGGAGACCAUCCAGAGCACGAGGGAAGAAGUCACAGAUGAUGAGGCGGUUGGAAGAAGCUCGCUAAUUACCCAGAAAGCUCAGCAGUUCUCAGGAAGAAGGGGCUCAGUUGUUCCGACACAAGGGGCGUUCAGUAGGUCGUCCGCUCCUUCAGAGUUUCUCAGCGGAGGCCGUAUGAGAUCCAGGCUGGGUCAGGACCAGAUGGAGGGGGAUACUUUAACCAGCUCCCAAGGGUCUCUGGCUGAGUCUUUUAUUUUGGAGCACGGUGGAUCCGAGUCUUCAAGUAGACUUGGCUCCUUUGACGAGCUGAGCCACGGUCAGGUUGGAAGACGGUACCAGUCGGGAGAGAGCGACGGACACGAUGAACACAGUGAGCCCCUGAUCACGCCAUCUCCUACCUCCUUUCAAGAAAUGAAACCGAGAAGCUCCUUUCCUCAAGCGCCACCACGCAACCGUACCAGGUCCAAUCCCAACUUAUCCACAAGCUGCAGAGGUCAGCCAGGGAGGCCCUUAAUGCCGAGUCCGAGUCCAAGCCUCUGCUCUCUAGACGCUCCCGAGAGGCCUCCCAGGGCCCGGGACAAGAAAGACGGCUCUGGGCUCCAAAGACACGCAUCCGCUCCAGCUCUGGAAGCGCGGCCACCGACUGGAAAGUCCCCCAAACUGGGCCUUCUGAAGAUCUUCCGCAGGCAGUCCUGGACCAGCCGCUCGUACACCGAGCUGGAGGAUGCGGAGCUGGGGCCCACUCUGGGAGAGAUCAUGAAGCCCGAAACACCUUCUAUGUCUCUGAGGAAGAAGAUGAGAGCCUCUGCUUCCAGUCUGACCAAACUGUUCUCCAGGUCCUCUAGUAAGGAGGAUGUCAGAAAAGGAGGACCCAUAGUGAAAGGAUCUGCUGCCAUCCCACCUGAGAGGGAACAAAGCAUUGGUCUCGAAAGCCCCAAAAAGAGAAGCUCAAAGCUCCUGUCAUCUUUAAAAUACCAUCAUUCAAGAAAAACAAAAGUGUUUAACCCCGUGUCAGUUUGUCCCAGCAAGGCCGAGGUGCUGCAUUUAGACGGAGGCGGUGUCCUGCUGGUGUGGAGGCCUGUCCAGUCCGCUGACCCGGUCACUUACUGUGUCCAGUACUGUACAGAUGGUGGAGAGUGGACAGUCCUGUCAGAUGAGGUGGCAGAGAGCUGCUAUGUGGUGAAGGACUUACCCAAAGGAGCAUCGUACGUGUUCAGAGUGGGCUGUAUCACCCGGACGGGAGCAGGACCUUUCAGCGAAGCUUCAGCUCCCAUUGUCAUAUCCACUCAUCCUGAAGACAUCCGCAUUCCUCUCAUUCAAGUUGAAUCACUUGGGUCGAAAGUCACUGGAUCAGAAAAUCAAACCGUAAACAGGAACUACAGCUUCCUCUCUGAGAUCAGCAGGGGUCGUUUCAGUGUAGUAACCCUGUGCAGGGAUGUGGAGACCAGCCAGGCGUUCGCCGCCAAGAUCACGCCCUACCAGGCCGAGCAGAGGCCACUGGUGCUGCGGGAGUACCAGCUGCUGAGGAGGCUUCACCACCUCCACCUGGUUCAGCUGCACGCUGCUUUCAUCACUCCUCGCUACGUGGUGUUGGUGGAGGAGCUGUGUCCCGGCAAGGAGCUGCUGCACAGUCUGGCAGCAAGAGACCUGUAUGCAGAGAGUAAUGUCGCCGAGCUGCUGCAUCAGAUUGUGAGCGCGGUGGACUACCUCCACAGCCGUCGGGUCGUGCACCUGGACCUGAAGUCUGACAACAUGCUGGUGGAUGACGGCAACCACCUAAAGAUCGUCGAUUUUGGCUCGGCUCAGUCCUUCAUACCAGGACAGCCUCUCAGCAUAGAGCACAUUCACGGCUUCUCAGACAGCAAAGUCUAUAUUGUCCUUCCUAAAGCUCCAGAGAUCCUGGAAGGUCAGGGCGUAGGGCCGGAGACGGACAUCUGGGCUAUUGGUGUCCUGUCCUUUAUCAUGCUGAGCGCCGACAGUCCCUUUUAUUCCGAGCUCAGCUGGGAGCAAGACAAAAACAUAAGGAAAGGAAAGAUCCAGUUUGGCCGCUGUUACCCUGGUCUGUCAGAAGGAGCUUUAAACUUCAUGAAGAGCAGCCUGCAUAACAAGUCCUGGGGGAGACCCACAGCGGCCGAGUGUCUCCAGAACCCGUGGCUACGCGCCCAUCGCGCUCCGCACAAAGUCCGGCCGUCCAAAGUGUGCUUCUCCUCUGACAAGCUCAGAGCUUACCUCAAGCAGAAAGAGGAGAAACGAGAGCAGGUGUGCACAAAACAUCAGGGUCCGUCCUUCCAGUGAGGUAGAAAAAAAAAAAAAAACGACAAAACCUUCAUUUUUCUGAACAAAAAACAUUUUAGUGCUGUUGUCUUUUGUCAAGCGUGCCUCGAAACCCUUGUUAUCUGCAUAAAGUGAUAUAUCCUGACUUCAAACGCGUCUUAAUGAGUCUCAGUGUGUGAAUCUUUUUGAUUCGGUGUUGAUGAAGACAAAUCAGGGAUGAGUAAGUACCACAAACCAGUGCAUGAGUUGUGAGGUUUUAGUUGUGCUGUAUGAGAUUCGCUUUGUUCCUCUGCUACAGUGUCAAACAGACGCACAUGCUGGGUCUUACAUUUGAAAUCUGUUUUUGGGAUAUGUGUGUGUUUUAACGAAGACAUGUAUGUUUCAGUAAUAUAUUCCAAACUUUCUAACUCACACGUCUGCAAUAAAUAGAUAGUUAACAGAUAAAUUGUGUUAUUUUGGAUGACUUUGUCUUGAAGAGAAUGGAGGAAAAAUAUGUAAUAAAUGACACUAGAAGAGCUGUUAAUUACUAAAUCUCUUUAUUUAUCCAGGUUUCUAUACAGACACAUGGUAUUCAACAUCUAUAGAAAUCUACAUAAUAGAAAGACUUCUCUGUGCAGAAGGGUUUUAGCUGUUUAAUAUCUGUCCUUAAUAAAAGUAUGCAUACACACAGUU
Molecule: messenger RNA, 4917 nt
Organism: Fundulus heteroclitus (mummichog)
Lineage: Eukaryota; Metazoa; Chordata; Actinopteri; Cyprinodontiformes; Fundulidae
Product: striated muscle preferentially expressed protein kinase-like
Biological process (GO): protein phosphorylation
Molecular function (GO): ATP binding; protein kinase activity; protein binding
Source: RefSeq, a predicted model, not a curated record